UCACGUUUAUGCUCGUAAUAGGUGUACCUAGCCAUUGCCGACCCAAAAUGGCAGAAUGAUUCAAAUUAUUACAUACUUCUUGGAGGCGAGAACAACGGUCAGCCGACAGCCGAUCCUACAAAUGGUCUCAACUUUAUAGGCGACGUUCAGAUUCUUCAAUCAGCCUCCACUUCGGUCCCUUCCUCAUCCUCAUCCUCCUCUUUUACACAAUCUUCGGGCACGGUACAACCUUGGUCUCUACCAGUGCCAUCUACACAUCUAAGGAAAUGGUCUACAGGUGGUAUGCGCCACAAAGUUGUAUAGCACUGUCGUCUGGGAAACCUUCCUCCACAACACUGCUAACAACUCCUUCAAUGACUCCGACAGCCGGAUCUUCUCAUCAGUUCGACCGUUACAGAUCAUGUGAUGAGUUGGAGGUAGCAAAGGCUUUGCUGCAGUACACAUACUUCAACUCGUCUCUGGCCCUUCCCUGUCCCGACACAAACCCACAUUCCUCAGAGUCCAUCCUUCAGCGGUUUUGCCAAGCUCCGUCUGCUUCCAGAUGGAUUCCUGUGAACGGAGUCAAGGUGAUAGAACACUGUGACGAGAUAGCGAAGUUUACCCCGGUGGCGUUUUUCAAGUCCCUUCUCGGAGUCUCUCUAUACGAUCGUGGGUUGAACGGUGGAAUGGCUGGCGUCUUCUUUGGAUGCGUUAAGAAGGACGGAAUUCUGAAAAGUGUCAAGAUUGGUAUACAGCUGUGUGGGUUCCCGUUUGAUGUAGCUCUCAUACAUCCCGGUGACGUGGAUCUCCAGUCAUUGUACAUCGUCAACACCUUGUAGGAUUAGUGGAAAUCAAUCCAAUAAAACAUAUUCAUUAUCAUA
Molecule: messenger RNA, 860 nt
Organism: Mizuhopecten yessoensis (Yesso scallop)
Lineage: Eukaryota; Metazoa; Mollusca; Bivalvia; Pectinida; Pectinidae
Exons: 6
Coding region: 267-818 (183 amino acids)
Source: RefSeq, a predicted model, not a curated record